Necator americanus (New World hookworm) is the source of this 1194-nucleotide messenger RNA. RefSeq lists its product as uncharacterized. Bases 1 to 1194 code for a protein of 397 amino acids. The transcript is spliced from 8 exons. Lineage: Eukaryota; Metazoa; Nematoda; Chromadorea; Rhabditida; Ancylostomatidae. Gene Ontology annotation, cellular component: nucleus. The record is from RefSeq and is a predicted model, not a curated record. Gene Ontology annotation, molecular function: protein kinase activity. Gene Ontology annotation, biological process: mitotic spindle assembly checkpoint signaling; meiotic sister chromatid cohesion, centromeric.
AUGUCCGGCUGCGAUUCUGGUGAAGGAUCAUCUCAGUGUGGUCCUUCUGAAUAUGAAUGGGAAUUAUGUCGUGAAAAUGUGAAACCACUAAAGUCAGGGCGUCGAGUUGAAGUGAUAAAUCAAGCACUUGCUCACACAGCUUAUGGCCAAAAAGCGGAAACGUUAGCAAAUCAGAAGUUUGAUGAAUUUAUGGAGCUUUGUGAAGCAUCAGACGAUCCUCUUAAGCAUUGCCUCGAUUUCUGUACAUGGUUUGAGCAAAAUUUUCCACAUGGUCGACAACGACUCUUCUAUUCAUUGCUCUGGAAAAUUGUACACAAAUAUGCGAAGUGGUCAGAUUAUCUCGAAGACGAAAGGAUGGUGCGAAUUUGGGAAAAAUUGGCGGACAACAGCCUUGGUCAUGGUUGGGAGAUCUAUCAGCAUGCCAACAAUAUUGGUUCUUUACUCAGAUGCGCACAAUUAUACAUUCGAUGGGCUGAAGAUCUUGAAAUGCGUGGUGCAAUCACAGACGCCAGAGCAGUACUUCGUCUUGCACGAAAACACGGGGCAUUGCCAGCAGAGGCGAUUGACAAUGAAGAGGAUCAACUGGAAAUGCGUGAAAUGCGACGCCAUCUGGAAGACAACGGAAAUGGUGACGACUCCUGGAAUGAAGAGGAGUAUGACGAGAACGGCGAAAGAGUGGCAUUUACACGGCUCACGGCGAUGGGUGAUUCUUCGGCAGCACCCGUUGUUAGAUUACCUUGCAUUGUGGGAGAACAGGGCAGCAGCAAGUUAGACAGAGGCCAAAAGAAACAGAACUCCACGAAUAACGGCGUGCCUGCGUUUCAGGUGUUCGAAGACGAAGGAGAUGUCGCAGAAACUUAUCUGGAAGGAAUUUAUGAAGUCAACAAUCACAUAGAACGGUUCUCUUUAAAUGACCAAGAUGCAGAAAAGUGGAAAGCGAGCAAGGUUCCUCUGAAGAAACUGAACAAUUGUGUAAGCAGCUUUGUGGUCUAUCAGGAUGAUGACAACAAGGAGAAUAAAGACCCACAAACGGGUAAAGAGGUCAAAAAACCCGUACUGAAGCUCCGAAAAUGUCUUAUAAGAGAUAUGUCGGUUGAAGAAAACCUUGCCAGAAUGUACGAGAGCAAGGAAGUUAACCAGGAAGCUAAAGGAGUGGCUCGAAGGAUCAACUUUGAUGAUGACGAUGAUGAAUAG